CUCGAGUAACGUAGCAUAUCAAUUCCUAUUACGGCCGAAUCUCCCCUUCGCCACCAGAACUGACUCUUCAUUUCUUCUAGUCAAAAGUUUUAAAACCCACACUCUAAAAUAAAAAAUUAAGACCUCCUCAUUCCCAAAUUUCCUUUCGAUCUCCUCCAAGAAUUCUACAAUGGCGGAAACCCUGCAAACAAAUGGAGGAGGAAUUUGGGACACUGUUCUCGAACUUACCAAAUUAGCUCAAGAUAAGAACACUAAUCCAAUGGUUUGGGCGAUUCAACUCGGUUCCAUCCUCAACUCGGCUGGGUUGACUCUACCUUCCGUUGAGCUCUCUCAUCUGUUGGUUUCUCAUAUUUGCUGGAAUAACAAUUUUCCAAUUACAUGGAAGUUUCUGGAAAAAGCUUUGGCUCUUAAGUUUGUUCCUCCUAUGCUUGUUCUUGCUUUGCUUUCUACUAGGGUGAUUUCAAGUCGACGUGUUCAUCCUGCCGCCUAUAGACUCUAUAUGGAACUACUUAAAAGAUAUGGCUCUUCAUUUGCAUCUCAACUGCAUGAAUCAAACCAUGAGAAAAUCUUGAAAGCCAUAGAUGAUGCUCUACAUCUUUCAGAUCUCUAUGGGAUUCAAGCUUCUGGUCCUGCUGUUCUUUCAGUGCUUUUUGUAUUUUCCAACGUGUGGCAAUUAGUUGAUGCAUCUUUGGAUGAUGAAGGGUUGCUGGAAUACAGUCCAGAGAAGAUUUCUAGAUGGCUGACUGGGAUACAGGAUAUGGAUAUUGUUAAUCAUGGCCGCUUUCUGGAAAACAAAAUAGAAUUCCAAGAGGGAGUACUGAAGAGAAAUACCUUGAUGGCUGUUGAGAUGAUAGUAGAAUCUUUGCAGAGUAAAGUAACGUCACAGAUUCUUUUUUUGGUGCGUCAAAAUAUGCCCUCACAUUGGAGUGAUUUCUACCAACAUCUACAACUACUUGCUUCAAAAUCAUCGGCCUUAAGGAGUUCCAAGCUCACAACUCCAGAAAUAUUUGCGCAGAUGGCAUCUGAUACAAGCAAGCAUCUUCAUUGGCAAAGCAAGACAAGCCUCCAGCACCAGUUUCAUGCAGUAAUGGCCCCUGGAUGCUUUUUACCGUCCUCUAUUCAAUGCCAUGGUGCUAGUAACUCUUCUCUGUGGCUCCCAAUUGACCUGUUUUUAGAAGAUGCUAUGGAAGGAAUUGUAGUGACUCCAACAUGUGCCAUUGAUACACUUACUAGUAUGGUCAAAUCACUUCAGGCACUUUACAGCACCACAUGGCAUGACACCUUCCUAGGCUUAUGGAUUGCAAUCCUACGCCUUGUUCAAAGGGAGAAAAAUCCCUGUGAUGGCCCUGUAGCUCGUCUUGACUCUUGCUUGUGCAUGUUAUUAUCCAUUACACCUCUUGUGCUUCUUAACCUUAUUGACGAAGAUAUUAAGGGGUCUGAGUUUAGUCAAAGGGAGGAUAAACAGGCUUCUAGUAGUCGUCGCCAUGAGUUGGUUUCCUGUUUGCAGCAGUUAGGUGAGUAUGAAGGCUUGUUGACUCCUCCACCAUCUGUUGCUUCAAUUGCAAAUCAGGCUGCUAUCACAGCUAUAAUGUAUCUUUCGGGACUCAAUAUUAACAGUGGAUACCUUGAUUCUGUCAGCGUCAGUGAUGUACCAAUUAACUGUGCUGGGAAUUUGCGCCAUCUAAUUGUCGAGGCUUGUAUUGCUAGAAAUUUAUUGGACAUAUCAGCAUACACAUGGCCUGGCUAUGUGAAUGCACGGGUCAACCAAAUUCCCCGUGUAUCUGGACAAGUUACUGGUUGGUCAUCAUUAAUGAAAGGUUCCCCACUUACUUCUGCAUUGGUGAAUGCUCUGGUUUCCUGCCCUGCUUCAAGCUUAGCAGAGAUAGAGAAAAUAUAUGAGAUUGCAGUUGGCGGAUCAGAUGAUGAGAAGAUAUCUGCUGCCACAAUUCUCUGUGGGGCAUCGCUUAUUCGUGGUUGGAAUGUGCAGGAACACACUGUCCUAUUUCUUUUAAGGUUGCUGUCACCUCCCAUUCCAGCAGAGUAUUCUGGAAGUGAGAGUCAUUUGAUUAGUUAUGGGCCAUUCUUGAAUGUUCUCCUUAUUGGCAUAGCAACAGUUGACAUUGUGCAGAUCUUUUCACUCCAUGGAUUGGUUCCACAUCUUGCUGGAGAACUGAUGCCCAUUUGUGAGGUUUUUGGAUCUUAUUCUCCAAAAAUAUCAUGGACUCUUUCGACAGGAGAGGAAAUAAAUUCUCAUGCAGUGUUCUCUAAUGCAUUUACUCUUCUUUUGAAACUGUGGUGUUUUGAUCAUACGCCUAUUGAGCAAGCCUUGGGUGAUGUGCCAUCAGUGGCAUCCCAGCUAAGUCCAGAGUACCUUCUCCUGGUGAGGAACUCCCAGCUAGCAUCAUGUGGCAGUGCAGCAAAAGAUCAGAGUAGAUACCAGAGAAUUUCCAAGUUGAUAACUCUACCCUCCACUGAACCCAUAUUUAUGGAUUCUUUUCCUAAAUUAAAAUGUUGGUAUAGACAGCAUCAAGCUUGCAUUGCCUCCCCACUUUCUGGUCUUACGCCAGGCACCCCCGUUCAUCAAAUUGUUGAGGCUCUUUUAACUAUGCUCUUUAAGAAAAUGAAUAGAGGUACAGCUUCUGGAAGUAGCAGUUCGUCUGGUUCAUCUAUGGAAGAGGCUGUACUACGGCUGCAACUACCUGCAUGGGAUAUUUUAGAAGCUCUUCCCUUUGUUCUAGAUGCGGCUUUAACAGCAUGUGCUUAUGAUAAGUUGUCUCCACGUGACCUAGCCACAGGGCUCAAGGAUCUUGCUGACUUUCUUCCAGCGUCUUUGGCAAGCAUAUUGAGCUACUUCACAGCCGAAGUAACUAGGGGAGUCUGGAAGCCAGUUUCUAUGAAUGGAACUGAUUGGCCAAGUCCUGCGGCUAAUUUAUCCAUGGUUGAACAACAAAUACAUAAAGUUUUGGCUACCACCGGCAUUGAUGUUCCCAGUCUUGCUACAGUGGGUAACUCUAUUCCUACACUUCCUCUACCAUUAGCUGCAUUGCUGAGCCUCACCAUAACUUACAAAAUUGAUAAAGCCAAUGAACGUUAUUUGAACUUGGUUGGUAGGGGAGUGGUCGUACUUGCAGCUUGCUGUCCUUGGCCUUGCAUGCCUAUUGUAGCAGCUCUCUGGGCUCAAAAGGCCAAGCGCUGGAGUGACUUCCUUAUCCAUUCUGCCUCACGCGCUGUCUUCAACCUCAACAAUGAUGCUGUGGUACAGCUUCUGAGAAGCUGUUUUUCUUCGGUCUUGGGGUUUAAUGCAUCCCCUAGAUGUCGAAAUGGAGGUGUGGGUGCUCUCCUUGGACAUGGAUUUGGUUCCGGUUAUUCCAAUGGGAUGUCCCCUGUUGCUCCUGGUAUCUUUUACCUACGCGUGUCUCCAUUCAUCAGGAACAUCACUUUUGUGGCAGAAGAAAUUGUCUCUCUUCUGAUGAUGUCAGUGAAAGGUAUUGCGACUGGUGGUUUAUCCAAUGAGACUAUAGGAAAAUUAAAGAAAUGCAAAUUUGGAAUGAGAUACAGACAAGUUUCUCUCACUUCUGCUAUGUCACGUGUCAAGCUUGCUGCUUCAGUUGGGGCUUCCUUUGUCUGGAUAUCUGGGGGAAUAAAUCUACUGCAAACUUUGCUUAAAGAAAUGUUACCCUCAUGGUUUAUAUCAACCCAGAGGACAGUUGACAUUGGAGAAUCAGGGAGUGUUGUUGCAACAUUAAGUGGUUAUGCACUGGCUUACUUUGCAGUUCUUUGUGGGCUAUUUGCCUGGGGCGUUGAUGCAGCAUCAUCAGCCUCAAAAUUGAGAUCCAAGGUCCUUGCUUCCCACCUUGAAUUUAUGGCUACUGCUCUUGAAGGAAAGAUUUCCCUUGGAUGUGAAUUGGCCACUUGGAGGGCUUAUGUGUCAGGAUUUUUGGGUUUGUUGGUGAGGUGCAUCCCUGCAUGGUUGCAAGAAAUUGACGUGCAUAUUUUGAAGAGCUUGAGCAAGGGUUUGAGGCUGUGGAAUGAAGAAGAAUUGGCUGUCGCUUUGGUGGGUGUUAGUGGUAUAAAUGCAAUGGGUGCUGCUGCUGAGAUGAUCAUUGAAAGUGCCUGAUAAGUUUCACAUAGUUUCUAUUCAGAACUAAUUUCUGGUCUCAAAUAGCUGUGUACAACUUAGCUUCAUCAUUCAGAAGCAUUAUCUUCGAUCUCGCUUGAUGUAUACCUGCUAGCCAUUUAACUCAUUUUCCUUAAAUAUUUUUCCCCUGAAAAGUGUAAAGUUGUAGCCCUUGUAGGAAGUGAAAGAAAGUAAGGGCAACUGAAUAUAUUAGCUUAUUUACUGAUAAUGUAGGCAUUUUCUGAUCAGUUGAGUAAAUAAAUACAGGAAAAAUGUGCACAAAAUGAACGCUUGUAAUAUUAACCUUGCAGCCAAAUGCAAGCUAAGAUGUAGUACUUGAAGUUA
Molecule: messenger RNA, 4462 nt
Organism: Chenopodium quinoa (quinoa)
Lineage: Eukaryota; Viridiplantae; Streptophyta; Magnoliopsida; Caryophyllales; Amaranthaceae
Product: mediator of RNA polymerase II transcription subunit 33A-like
Exons: 12
Coding region: 170-4117 (1315 amino acids)
Biological process (GO): regulation of phenylpropanoid metabolic process
Cellular component (GO): mediator complex
Source: RefSeq, a predicted model, not a curated record